Molecule: messenger RNA, 942 nt
Organism: Ceratotherium simum simum (southern white rhinoceros)
Lineage: Eukaryota; Metazoa; Chordata; Mammalia; Perissodactyla; Rhinocerotidae
Product: olfactory receptor 8H1-like
Biological process (GO): G protein-coupled receptor signaling pathway
Cellular component (GO): membrane
Molecular function (GO): G protein-coupled receptor activity; olfactory receptor activity
Source: RefSeq, a predicted model, not a curated record
AUGGAUAGAAAGAACAAUACAGACAUGCCUGACUUCAUCCUUAUGGGAUUGACAGAUUCUGAAGAGAUCCAGCUGGUCCUCUUUAUGCUAUUUCUCCUGAUACACCUGAUUACUGUGCUGAGGAAUGUGGGGAUGAUACUGAUAAUCCGCCUGGAUCUCCAGCUACACACUCCCAUGUAUUUUUUCCUCAGUCACCUGUCAUUUCUCAAUCUCAGUUACUCAACCGUCAUCACACCUAAAACCUUAGAGAACAUAGUGACUUCCAACAGAUAUAUUUCAUCCAUGAGCUGCUUCACCCAGACGUACUGUUUUGCCUUCUCAGGUGCCACUGGAUGUUUCCUCUCCUUAUUGGCCUAUGAUCACUAUGUGUCUAUCUGCAACCCUCUACACUACCCAGUUGUUACGUCUACAAGACUCUGCAGCUCCCUCAUCUUUGGGUCCUAUUUGAUUGGCUUUACAGACUACUUUGUCAAUAUACUUUGCAUGAGCAGAUGGAAUUUCUGCAACUCCAAUGUAAUCAAUGGCUUUUUCUGUGACACAUCCUCAAUUUUAGCCCAGUCCUGCACUGACACAUAUGACAGUGAAUUCAUGACAUUCAUUGUCACUGGCUCCACCUUAAUGGUGUCUCUUAUAAUAUCUGUGUCUUAUUUGUCCAUUGUGUCUACUGUCCUGAAAAUUACUUCAACUUCAGGAAAGCAAAAAGCCUUCUCCCCUUGUGCCUCCCAUCUCCUGGGAGUCACCAUCUUCUAUGGCACUAUGAUUUUUACUUAUUUAAAACUGAGUAAAUCCUACCCAUUGGGAAAGGAACAAGUGGCUCCUGUUUUUUAUACUAUUGUGAUCUCCAUGCUGAAUCCAUUCAUUUAUAGAAUUAGGAAUAAAGAAGUGAAAAGCAUUCUCGUUAGAGUCAUGCAGAAAAGAGAGGGCUCCAGGCAAUUAAUAUAA